AUGUCCGAAAGUACGGUUGCAGAAAAGCAGGUUACGAAAGAAGACAAACCUCCAUCAAAAAUACCCGACUCUGUCAAGAACAUUUUAUCAAUGGAGAAAGAAAAUGAGUCAAAUGCUAAUCGCAAAUCUCGAAUCGAUCUUAAUGCGCUGCCAACACGUCAGUAUCUGGACCAAACGGUAGUCCCAAUAUUGCUACAGGGCCUAUCAGCUCUUGCAAAGGAAAGGCCACCAGACGCAAUAAAUUAUUUAGCAGCUUACCUCUUAAAAAACAAAUCCACCUUUGACAGUAGUAAUUCUAACUCUAAUAAUAAUGCACCACAAAAUCAACAAUCCUAG
This is a messenger RNA of Leptosia nina, 336 nucleotides long. NCBI's taxonomy places the organism in Eukaryota, Metazoa, Arthropoda, Insecta, Lepidoptera, Pieridae. The record is from the annotation of a GenBank genome assembly.